Molecule: messenger RNA, 960 nt
Organism: Egretta garzetta (little egret)
Lineage: Eukaryota; Metazoa; Chordata; Aves; Pelecaniformes; Ardeidae
Product: OX-2 membrane glycoprotein
Exons: 5
Coding region: 19-774 (251 amino acids)
Molecular function (GO): cell-cell adhesion mediator activity
Source: RefSeq, a predicted model, not a curated record
CAGGUUUUCCCUUCCAAAAUGUCUUUCCGAGCUCUGGUUUUGUGCUUGGCUUGCGCUGAGCUUGGAAAGGCAAAUGUGGUGCCCCAGGCUGAACACAGACACGUGAAGGUGGGUGACAGCGUGACUCUCGGCUGUGUCCUGACAGAAUCCAAGGAUGUUCUGCAGGUGACGUGGCAAAAGGACUCUGAAAAAUCACAUGAUAACAUAGCUACGUACAGCAUUGCAAAAGGAUUAAAGAUUCACGAGCCCUAUCAAAACCGAAUGAAUUUCACAAGUCUUGUACUCAAUGAGACGAACAUCACUUUUUGGAACACUAGAAUAGAUGAUUCAGGGUGUUACACCUGUCUCUUCAAUGCCUUCCCUGUCGGCUCCUUCUCGGGACGUACCUGCCUGAGUGUCUUAGGUCUCAAUGCAUCUGUCCAUUACAACACUUCCGAAGGUCAUUCGAUAGCCAUCUGUAAUGCUGUUGGCCUCCCAGAGCCCACCGUCACCUGGAACAACUUGUUCAAUACUACUCCUACACAGGACAUAGUCAGGCACACCAAUGGGGUAGUGUCCGUCACCAGUAAACUGGAGAUCUACAAUGCUCGGAGCAUCGGUGACUUGACCUGCAUAGUAAGAAACGUGAAUGGAAAAAUGGAAUUGCCCGUGAAAAUAAAAGGAGAAGAGGGAUCCUCAUUGCUUUGGCUGAUGAUUGCUCUGGGGAUUUUAAUUGUCAUAGCUUCAAUUCUCAUCAUGCUGUGCUGGAGGAAGAGGAUGUGCAGGAGGGGUUGAAGUGGAUCCUAGAGGAUUUCCAUUCACCUACCAGAUCAUUACAGCCCAGCAGCCUGAAGUCAACAUUACAAGCAGUAACUUGACUGGCUGGAAAGAAACAGCAACAAAAUGGAAAUACGUCACACCUCUAGACCCUGAGUUGAUAAUGGAAAAGACUAGCACAAUGUUUGUUAUCCGGUCUAGACG